AUGGCAAAAUUAGUUGUUUUCGAGCUUGUUUUUGUAGCCCUUGUCGUAGCCUUUGCUUCUGCGCAAAAAACCAUCAUCCCACUAUCAUCCACCCGUGAAAACACCCUAGCCCGCACAUGCGGCGAAAGGAUCCGUGGACGAAACUUCAAUUUUUGUCAUAGUUACGUCGCACGAGCACUACCACAGAAAGGCCCACCUGUGCCGGGACAAAAAGAACGGUUGCAAGAACUCCAAAAACAAUGUUGCAAGCAGGUCAAAGAAUUCACACAGGAGUGCCAGUGUGAUGCUGUGAAAGAGCUUUACCUGCAAGUAAAACUGCAAGGCGGCCAGCCAAUGGAACAAGUCCGGCAAAUUGUUCAAAAACUGCCCGAUACAUGCAAAUUACAAAUAACGCAAUGCCAAAUCCCAUCUCGUGUGUAA
Molecule: messenger RNA, 420 nt
Organism: Erigeron canadensis
Lineage: Eukaryota; Viridiplantae; Streptophyta; Magnoliopsida; Asterales; Asteraceae
Product: 2S seed storage protein-like
Exons: 2
Coding region: 1-420 (139 amino acids)
Molecular function (GO): nutrient reservoir activity
Source: RefSeq, a predicted model, not a curated record